UAAGUGUCUGACUGCUCACCGAGGAAGAGGAGGAGGAAGCGGAGGUGGGAGAGCGGGCUCGAUGCGUCAGCCGAUGCUGCUGCUGCUGCUGCUGAUGAUGAUGAUGGUGAAGAAGAAGAUGAAGAUUGCGCUGCUCGGCGGUCCCUUGACAUCUUGAGAAGAGCUCCUGUUGGGGGGGAGGAGCGAUGGGAGACGGGGGCCCCCUCCAGGUGGAAGGCAACGCCCUCCUCAAGGCCGUCUUCCAGGGCAAGCUGAGGCUAACCCGCCUGCUGCUGGAAGGCGGCGCCUACAUCAACGAGGGCAAUGAGCUCGGCGAAACCCCCGUCUCCGUCGCCUGCCUGGCGAACUACGAGGAUCCCCAGAUGCGGCACAGGAUGGUGCGCUACCUGCUGGAGCAAGGCGCUGAUCCCAACAUCCCCGACAAGAGCGGGAGGACAGCCCUGAUGCACGCCUGCGCCAAGCCGGCCGGUAGGGAGGUGGUCUCGCUCCUGCUGCAAAACGGGGCAGACCCCAGCCUCAAAGACUACUCGGGAAGCUCCGCCCUCAUGCACGCCCUCAACAGGGGGGACCGUGACACGCUGCAGAUCCUGUUGGACUUCUGCAGGGCCAAAGGCAAGGAGGUCAUCAUCAUCACAACGGACACGUCUCCGUCCGGGACCAAAAAGACAAAGCAGUACCUCAACUCUCCUCCGUCUCCGGGCGUGGCCGACAAGUCAUCCCCCGCCUGCAUGUCGCCGUCGGAGGUGGAGAUCACCACCUCGUCGCCGGCAGAGGACGGAAUGUUCAGCUUUGCCGUGGCCUCCGCAUUGCCCCUGACCUCCACCGCCCGGCCCCACGGGGACAAGAGGCCGCCCCCCCGCAAGCUGCUCAAGAGGCUCAACUCGGAGCCGUGGGGCCUGGUGGCGCCCUCGGUGUCGUGCGCGGUCAACCAGGAAAGUGCGAGGGGGUGCCUGGAUGAGGAGGAGAGCGGCUGCGACCUGAGCAGAGCAUUGAUAGAAAUGAACGGGCUGCGCCUCGCCGAGCCGACGAGACCCCUGUUGUCACGGCGACACAGCAUCGAGACUCACGACCCAUGCUCGGUCAAAGUCGUGGACCUGACUUCCUUCGAAGACUGCGCUGCGCCGUCCUGGGAUGACCAGGUCCAUCAGCACCAAGUCCUAUACCGCAGGAACACGGCGCCAGAGUCCCAGGAAAAGACCGGACCACCUAGCGUCGGGACCGCACAGUUCCUGCCUCACCCCAAACUCCCCCGUGUGGAGCACUCGGAGUCAGACAACCACCUGAGUCCAGAAUCCAUCCCAGGGUCCCCCGACUCCGGGCGGGUGUCUGUGGAGCGUAGGAGGUACAACGCUUCCCCUCUGUCCUUGGUCACCAGUUCCUCUCGGGAGUCUCUAGAAAACAUCCCCAACUCCGUGUCUCCAAUCAGCGUGCGCCGACGCAACCCCGGGCUCCUGGAGCGCCGCGGCUCCGGCACCCUACUCCUGGACCACAUAUCGCACACAAGGCCCGGUUUCCUGCCGCCGCUCAACAUCAACCUCCAUAGACCCAUCCCAGACAUCCGGCCCGGCAGCAAACCGCCCUCUCCGGUCCACGGCGGACACAAGAUCCUGAUUCCCGUGGCCCCGGCCUCGCCAAAACGGGGUCCAGACUUCAAGACCAAGAAGAAGCUGCUGAGAAGACACUCCAUGCAGACGGAGCAGAUGAAGCAGCUCUCCACCUUCCAGGAGAUCCUGGCUGAGAAGGUCAUAGAGUCCAACGGAGACUGAAGCCAAAUGUUUUGAUUCUGUGCCAACAACAAACUUUUGGACCAACACUUUUUGGACAUGCACCUAUUUUAACGUGUGUGGUCAUUGAAAUGACUGAUUGCAGUACUUGGUACUACGUUUACGUAUCUUAAAAAAUUGACUGAUUGCAGUACUCGGUACUGCAAUUACUCAUUUUAGCAAAUUGACUGACUGCAGUACUUGGUACUACGUUCACAUAUUUUAGCUAAAUUAAUUUCAGUACUUGAUAGUACGUUUACCCAUUUUAGCAAAUUUACUGAUUUUAAUACGUGGUACUACGUUUAUUUAUUUGAUUAAAUCGACUUAUUAUAGUAAUUGGUACUACGUUCACGUAUUUUAGCAAAAUUAAUUUCAGUACUUGGUAGUAUGUUAACCCAUUUGGACAAAUUUACUGAUUUUAAUACGUGGUACAACGUUUAUGUAUUUGAUUAAAUCGACUGAUUAUAGUAAUUGGUACUAUGUUUACCUAUCUUAGUAAAUUGACUGAUUGCAGUACCUGGCACAACGUUGACUUAUUUGAGCAAAUUUAUUGAUUUUAGUACUUGGUACUACGUUUAUUGUAGCUAAUUGACUGAUUUCAGUACUUAAUACAUUUACGUAUUUGAGCAAAUUGACUGAAGUACUUGGUACUGCGUUUACGUAUCUUAGCAAAUUGACCGAUUGCAGUACUUGGUACUACGUUUACAGAUUUUAGCAAGUUGAUUUCAGUACUUGGUACCACGUUUAACUAUCUUAGCAAAUUGACAGAUUGCAGUACUUGGUACUACAUUUAGGUAUUUUAACAAAUUGACUGAUUUCAGUACUUGGUACUACGUUUACAGAUUUUAGCAAGUUGAUUUCAGUACUUGGUACCACGUUUACCUAUCGUAGCAAAUUGACAGAUUGCAGUACCUGGUACAACAUUGACUUAUUUGAACAAAUUGACUGAUUUCAGUACUUGGUACUGCAUUGACAUAUUCUAGCAAAUAGACUGAUUUUAAUACUUGGUACUACGUUUACGUAUUUUAGCAAAUUGAUUUCAGUACUUGGUACUACGUUUACAUAUUCGAGCAAAUUGUGUGCUGUACUUGGUACUACGUUUACGUAUCUUAGCAAAUUGACUGAUUGCAGUACUUGGUACUAAGUUUGCGUAUUUGAGCAAAUUGAGUGCUGUACUUGGUACUACGUUUACGUAGCUUAGCAAAUUGACUGAUUUCAGUCUACUUCAGUACUGUUUACAUUUCUUAGCAAAUUGAUUUCAGUACUUCGUACUACAUUUACGUAUUUCAGCACAUUGAGUUCUGUAGAUGGUACUACCUUUACGUAGCUUAGCGAAUUGACUGAUUUCAGUACUUGGUCCCAAGUUUACGCAUUUUACCAAAUUGAUUGAUUGCAGUACUUGAUACUAUGUUUCGGUAUUUGCGCAAAUUGACUGACUGCAGUAUUUGAUAGUACAUUUACAUGACUUAGCAAAUUGACUAAUUGCAGUACUUGGUAUUACGUUUACAUAUCCUAGCAAAUCGACUGCAGUACUUGGUACUACGUUUCCGUAUCAUAGCAAAUUGAUUGCAGUACCUGGUAUUACAUUUGUGUAUCUUAGCAAAUUGACUGAUUGCAGUACUUGGUACUACGUUUACAUAUUUGAGCAAAUGGAAUGAUUGCAGUACUUGGUACUACGUUUACAUAUUUGAGCAAAUUGAUUUCAGUACUUGGUACUACGUUUACGCAUUUUACCAAAUUGACUGAUCGCAGUACUUGGUACUGCGUUUACGUAUUUGACCAAAUUGACUGAUUGCAGUACUUUGUACUAUGUUUACGUAUCUUAACACAUGGUACUACAUUUAAGUAUAUUUAGAAAACAGACUGAUUGCAGUUCUUGGUACUAAGUUUGUGUCUUAGCAAACCGACUUAUUUCAGUACUUUGUACUACAUUUACAAAUCUUGGCAAACAGAAUGAUUGCUGUACUUUGUACUAGGUUUAUGUAUCAUAGUAAACAGACUGAUUGCAGUACUUUGUACUAAAUUUACGUAGCUUAGCAUAUGGUACUACAUUGAGUAUAUUUAGCAAACAGACUGCAGUACUUUUUACUAAGUUUAUGUAUCUUAACAGACUGAUUGCAAUACUUUAUACUAAGUUUACAUAUCUUAGCAAACAGACGGUUGCAGUACUUUGUACUACGUUAAAGAUCUUUAGCAAACUGAUUGCAGUACUUUGUACUACGUUUAAGAUAUUUAGAAAACAGACUGAUGGCAGUACUUUGUACUAUGUUUAUGUAUCUUAACACAUGGUACUACGUUUUAGUAUAUUUAACAAACAGACUGAUUGCAGUACUUUGUACCAAGUUUACGUAUCUUAGCAAACAGACUGAUUGCAGUACUUUAUACUAAAUUUACGUAUCUUAGCACAUGGUACUGUGUAGUGUAAAUUUAGCAAACAGACUGUAGUACUUAGUACAGAUGUUUGCAAUCAGUCUAAGAUAUGUAAACUUAGUACAAAGUUUACAUAUCUUAGCAAGCAGACUGUUUCAGUACUUUGUACUAAAUUUACGUAUCUUAACAGACUGACUGCAGUACUUUGUACCAAGUUCACAUAUCUUAGCAAACAGACUGAUUUCAGCAUUUGGUACUAAGUUUAACUAUAUUUAGCAAACUGACUGAUUGCAGUACUUUGUACUAUGUUUACGUAUCUUAGCAGACUGAUUGCAGUGCUUUGUACUAAGUUUACGUAUCUUAGCAAACAGACUGUUUCAGUACUCUGUACUAUGUUAAAGAUAUUUAGCAAAUUGAUUGCAGUACUUUGUACUACGUUAAAAAUCUUUGGCAAACAGACUGUUUCAGUAAUUUGUACUAAGUUUACGUAUUUUAGCGAACAGACUGACUGCAGUAUUUGGUACUAUGUUUAAGUAUAUUUAGCAAACAACCAGUCAGGGCACAGUGGUUUCUACCUGAAGCUAAAAAGUGUUUGGUUGCAGAAGCAUAAAGUCUCCGCCCUCUGGACUAAAAAUAAUUCAGGGUUGAUGUUUCAGACCUACAGUUUCCCGGACACACCAAGAAAACUGCAUUUAUUUUAUUAAAAGGUGCCGCGGGCUGAAGGCAAACAUAAUAUGAACUUUUUUCCACCACCAGAGGGCACUCAAGGCUCCAUCUCAGCCGUUCAAAAACACAAAAAAAAAGAACAUCAUUGAUAUUUCUUUCCUUUGAUCCGUGGGGUCUUUUCCAGUUUGAUGCUAGCUAGGAGUAAAAAACCCAAAAAAAAAAAGAAAUCGGUUUUAGGUUUUUAAUGGAAAAUAUUUAAAAGUCUUUGUUGCCGCUGUAAUGAAUAAUCAAUGAUCAAUAACGUGAUAAAGACUUGUAUUUAUGAUGCACUUUAACAUUCUUGAGUCAACAUGGCGAUGUUGGACUGUGAAGACGUGCGCUGCGUGCAUGCGUGUGUCGGACAAAUGUGAUAUUUUGUACUAAAUGAACCACUUUUGAUUGUGUGCAAUAAAAAUUCCAACGUUACUAUUCUCAUGUGGGACUCCCAAAACGAGAAAAACAGGAACGACGUCCGGCUUCUGUGUCAUUACAGACGUGCAAAGACUGCUCAAGAUGUCUCUUGUUUAUUCAUCCUCUAACAACGAUAAUGUAAAAAAAAAAAAAGCAUAAAAAGACCUUUUAUUUCUUGAAGAACUUUUUGUUGAGGAGGAAGAUGAGCAAGUUGACGUUGACUCUGGCUUUGUCAAACAUCUUCAUCACGGCCACACCUUCAUAUUGCAAUUGCAGGAGGUCCUGCACACACACACACACACGGAAUAGGGUAUGAAGUUACCCGGGUUUGGGUGCAGACGGGGAAGGGCGCUGCCAAGCGGGUACCUGGUACUUGAGCAGGAACUGUUCCAUGUCCACGCCGAGGAAGCGCGCCGUGACAAAGAAGGUUCCGUUGUGUGGUCCACUAACAAUGUCAAAUAUGACAUUCUUGAACCUGGGAGGAAACAAACCAGAUGUUACUUUCACAAAUUUACAGGAAUGAAUAAUUCAACUGUUUGGUUUUAACAUCAAGUCUUAGAUUCCAACACUUGGUGGGCAACAGGAAUAUAUUUAAUAAUGCUUCCACUGUAUUUUUUUUUUUUUUUAAAGUACUAUAUAAGUGCUCAGAUAGUCCUUAAAAAGUCAAAAAGUUGUUAAGAGAAAGUCAACACAAUGGAGUUUGCAGUGAGCACUUUGUGAAUGUCUGUUUGAUCUUCAAAUAAAGUGUGAAAACAA
Messenger RNA from Nerophis ophidion (straightnose pipefish), 6005 nucleotides. Its product is annotated as ankyrin repeat domain-containing protein 34A. Bases 186 to 1766 code for a protein of 526 amino acids. NCBI's taxonomy places the organism in Eukaryota, Metazoa, Chordata, Actinopteri, Syngnathiformes, Syngnathidae. Gene Ontology annotation, molecular function: protein binding. The transcript is spliced from 2 exons. The record is from RefSeq and is a predicted model, not a curated record.